Gambusia affinis (western mosquitofish) is the source of this 2997-nucleotide messenger RNA. Its product is annotated as regulator of G-protein signaling 5-like. Lineage: Eukaryota; Metazoa; Chordata; Actinopteri; Cyprinodontiformes; Poeciliidae. The record is from RefSeq and is a predicted model, not a curated record. The coding region runs from base 184 to 735 and encodes 183 amino acids. The transcript is spliced from 5 exons.
UUGUGUAGACAUUCCAGUCUGAUUGGCUUAGCUGCUGGCCUCCGUCCCGAAGAGCGUCUGUAUAAAAACUCCCCAAGUGGUGAAACUCAGAGACAGACAGCAAACAAAGCUCAAGGAGACUUUCAGAGGACUAACAGGAAAUAACAAUUCUCUUCGAAGUGCUGCAACUGAAAGUGUCUGAAAAUGUGCAAAGGAUUAGCUGCAUUACCUCAAACCUGUCUUGAAAGGGCCAAAGAGAUCAAGACAAAGUUGGGAGUUUUGCUUCAGAAGCCUGAUAAUGCUAUCGACCUCAUCAUCCCAUACCCGGAGAAGGUUGACAAGAAGCCGGAGAAGCUGCAAAAGCCUACUCCUGAGGAGGCUGCUCAGUGGCGUGAUAGUCUGGAACGAGUCCUGAACAACAGCUACGGCCUGGCUUCUUUCCGCAGUUUCCUUCAGUCUGAGUUCAGUGAUGAAAACAUCGAGUUCUGGAUGGCCUGUGAGGACUUCAAGAAGACAAAGAAUCCUAUGAAGAUGGCUGCCAAGGCCAAAAAGAUCUAUGAAGACUUCAUCCAGUCAGAGGGACCCCGAGAGGUGAACAUUGACCACUUCACCAAGGAUGUGACCCUGAGGAACCUGGUUGCUUUGUCAUCUUCUACCUUUGAUCUGGCUCAAAAGAGAAUUUAUGCCCUGAUGGAGAAAGACUCCUUUGGUCGUUUCCUCCGUUCUGACCUGUACCAGGAGCUUCUGGUCAACUAAGCCAAUAAAGAGUCCAGGAAGGUGGGGAGGUUUCAAACAGCAGCUGAUUUGUAAAAAUGAAACCAAAUUCACACAUUUUAUUCAAGCAAAUGUCUAUAAAGCACUCCUCCAUAGGACUGAGUAAAGAAUUUAACUACUCUCAAAAUUAGGUUUCAAAAUUUGGUUCUAAAAUUAUAUAAAAUGACAAACUGCAUCUUGAAACAGCCCCAUCUUUCCACAUAACACAUGUUCCUGAUUUUCAAUCUGAACUAGAGAUUUUGGGGAAGCUGAUUUAACCUGUUGCUGUUAAAGAUUCCCCUGGUAUAUAUCUCCUCACAAUUCAAAGUAACUGAAACAAAAAAAUGUUAGAAAGCAGGAAUAUUUUCAUUUUUCAAUUUGCUCCUUUAAUUUGGGAUGAGAAAACUUCUGAAUACACAAAAAAAAAAAACAUAUGUUACAUCUGUCAAAAUGUAUGAGAUGUUUCAAAAGUUGCUUUGCCACAAAACCAUCAAUUUUACCUUAGAACUUUAAGUUCUAAGACUUUCUACAUCAGUUACUUUGUUUAUUUCCAUCCAUCCAUCCAUUUUCUAUUCGCCCUUUGUCCCUGUUUGUAAACAUUUAUAAAAAAAUUAAACGAUGACGAUGGCUUAAUCUUAUAAGGAAAUAGUUGCAACUUCAACUAAGCCUUGAGAUUGUUAUUUGGUCUAAUUUCAGAGCAAAUAAUUAAUAAAAUAAGUAAUUUCACAAAAAAGACUAUAAGCAUGCAAAUUGACAAACCUUAUUAUUUUCAUUCUUACUGACCAACAAAAUUCUUCUUAAGAGAAGAUGGCCAGUCUUUAUGAGAAAAAUGCAUUAAAAGUUUUCUAAAAAUGAAAGUAAGACUCCUGCUUAUGUGAUUUUAACAAGAAGACUCAGUAAACACAUAUGUUACAUAUAUUUUAGUGUCUAGGAGAGAAAUUAGUCAUUUAUCUACAAGAAAGACAUGCAAAGGAAGCUGUUGCAAGUCAAGAGCAAAAAUAUUUAAAGUCCUUUGUCAUCAUAAUUUACUUAUAAGUAUGAAGCUGUAUCAGUGCACAAAUAUGGAUAUUUCUGUUUCUCCACAUAACUGUUUCACAUUUCCGUUAUUAGCACACUUGGAAUAUUACCAAACCCACCUUUUAGUUGUAAUUCCUCCUGUGGGAGCAAUUCAUGAGAAGAGUGCUGACUAGCUGGCUCAGUGGUGCAACCCUGAGGUUGCCUCUAAAAUGCAAGUUGUUAAGAUGGAAAACCACAUAGGAGGGAAUCUCAAUUUUAUAAAUGGAAUACACAGAGUUGUGGGUUCAUAUGAAGAAAGUUAUUUUAAUUUUCCCAUGUGAAAAAACUAAAGUUUACUGAAAGUAUGCAUGCCAGGUUCCUAAAAGGUCCAGUUAAUAAAAAACAUGGGAGAAGGAACUUAAAGGUAUGCAGCACUUAAGAAUGCCAUACUAUGUAGGCAAUUAUAUUUGCAAAUCCACUUAUUACAAGUUAACUUUAAGACUCAAAUGAAUAUCCACAGGAGAAACAUUAUAAAAAAUACAACUCCUGUAGUUUUUUUAUUUUAUUUUUUACAAUUAUCUCCAUCAUACAGCAUUUAAACCACAAGUUAACAAUGUUUUUAAGCCACAAGAAAUCAUAAAUCACCCAGGUACACUUGGUCAAGAUAACCUGAUAUAAUGGAGAGGUUGUUCUAAGAGUGCAAUGUUUAAGUGUAAUGUGUUUUGCAAUGAGUUGAUUAUUGACAAAUGUAUUCAUCAUUAAGUGUGAUUAUAUGUACUCUUUUUUUCCUUUUAAAUUUAGAAAUCAUUAUAUUUUAACCACCACUGAAAACAAAUCAAUAUUUGAUAUAUUCAGCAUUUUAAGCCCUUACCAUGCCAAUACAGCUCACUAAUUUCAGAUGGUAUAUUUUUAAAAAUAUUUUCCAGUCAUUAACUGAAUUUUAAACUUCCUAUAUUCUGCAUUAGAUGACAAGUACAACAAUUAUCCAAUCAUUUUGGAGAGAAUUGACUGUAGGGUGUAUAGGGGCACAGAUUGACCAUUCUGGUGUCAGAACCCUAGAAGUACAAGCAGAGAAAUCAUUGGAAUAUCAUAAAAUAUAUAUUGUAAGAGCUUUAAUAAUGCUGAAUAUAUGUAAUUGCAUGUAGCCUUGCAUGUAUGUUUUGUAGUGGAUCACAUAAAAUAUAUACAAUGCAUACAAUUGUUGAAGAUGUAUUUAUUUAUAUUUGUAAAUAUCUAUCUAAGUUAUUCUAAAUAUAACAAUGGAGUCAA